AAGAACUUUAGGGUUUUUUCCUCAAAAAAAUAGAGUAACAAUUUCUUCAAAGAAAAAUGUUAGGAGACCAUAAAAAAAUCGGAUGGUCCUGCACUCCUGCUGAUUAAUCUCACACACGCCCAAUUUCAUUUGAACCCUAGCAGUAGCAGCAGUGAGGUACAACGCAGUCGUACUCGCACACUCUGCUCUCUGUGCCUCUGCCUUUCUCACUGUCUUCCGGUGGCGGUCUCUCCCUGGUCACAGUCUCUCAGUGGUCGCCUGUCGCUGGGCACUACUGUCCGCCACUGGUCUGGUCGCUGUUCUCCCUUCACCUCUGUUCGAAGCUCUCAACGGCCACACCUCUGCUGUGCUUUCAGCCUCAGGCACUAGUUUCUGACAACCUUGCUCAGUUGCUUGUGAGGUGCUUCUUCAUCUUCGAAUCUUUCAGUGGACUCCUAAUCAAAAUACCAAUUGUGAAAUUUUGAUUUAUUUUUUCUUUUUCCGCAUAGUGAAGGGAGCAAUGGCAGGGAGAAGCAAAGAGAAAGAAGGCGGAAGAAGAGGGAGGGCAUGUGUGGUGGUUUUAGGUGACAUUGGACGCAGCCCAAGAAUGCAAUACCAUGCUCUUUCGCUCGCCAAUCAAGUUUUUCCCUUCCCUUCUCUGUCUAUUUUUUCUAUUUUAUCCAUCCAAUUUUAUGAUUUGGUGUCAUACUUCACUCCAAUUUUAUUUAAUUUCCGUAAUAUUGUUACCAAUUUUUGUACUGAACGAUUCACCAGAACCUGAAUCAUCACCGCAAAAGAACUGCUCUUUAAGUUGUUUUUUCAAAGUUUAGAUUGCAAAAGUGUUAUAAAUUGGUCUGAGAAUCAACCAUGCUGUUUAAUUGUUGUGUUAUAUAUUUGAGAUUGUACCAACAUUUGUGUUCAAUAUGACUGCCAGUUAUUUGGUGGCUAGAUUCUUCAUAUUAUGCAGUUGGUAAUCUAAUUUUAUGAGCAUGAUUUUGGGUAUUAAUCUGGAGUUGCUCAGGUUAGCAUUUCUUAACAGGGUUCCAUGUUUUUUAAGGUCUGCUAAGUUGUUAGCUGUUCUUGUACUAUAUUUCCAAGACUUAGCUGAUGCUCAGACCUUGGAGUCCAUGAUGUUGUUUCUGUGAUUAGAUAAAUUAUGGCUUUGUUGGAGGUGGAUAUUGUUGCAUAUGGAGGUUCAGAGCCACAUGGUGCACUUCUUGCUAAUCCAUCUAUCCAUCUUUACAUAAUGAAGCAGUGGCCAACGGCCCGCCAAAGUUUACCAAGGAUACUUAUACUUUUAUUGAAGCCAUUGGUUCAAUUUUUCACGCUUCUUUGGUUCCUUUGUAUAAAAGUACCUUCUCCUGAUAUUUUUAUUGUCCAGAAUCCUCCUUCAGUUCCGACACUAGUGGCAGUAAAAUGGGCUAGUUGGUUGAGGAAUUCAUCUUUUGUCGUAGAUUGGCAUAAUUUUGGAUACACACUACUUGGUCUGUCCCUUGGAAGAAAUAGUCAUUUUGUUUCUUUAUAUAAAUGGUUUGAAAAGCAUUAUGGGAAAAUGGCAGAUGCUUCUCUGUGUGUAACAAGAGCAAUGCAGCAUGAAUUGGCUCAAAAUUGGGGAAUUAAUGCUACAGUAUUGUAUGAUCAGCCACCUGACUUCUUUCAUCCUGCUUCACUAGAGGAGAGGCAUAGGUUGUUUUGUAGAUUAAAUAAGGAACUCUGUCAGCCUCUUGGUUUUAGAGAUUGUGUUAGCAAUGGAACUUCUUUGAUUGGAAGCAAUGGCCAAAAUGAGACCUUGUUUACAAAUGAGGUUGGUCCAGACAUAUAUUUGAAGCGUAACCGUCCAGCACUUGUUGUAAGCAGCACGAGCUGGACUCCUGAUGAAGAUUUUGGAAUUCUUUUGGAAGCUGCUGUGAUGUAUGACAGACGUGUUGCUGCUAUAUUAGGUGAAGACGAUUCGCUAGAUGAGGAUGUCGUCUGGAAAGAAAUAUCUGAUGGAAAACAAUGUUUAUAUCCCAGAUUGUUAUUUAUCAUUACUGGUAAAGGUCCUGAAAAAGAAAAGUACGAAGCAAAAAUAAAGAGAUUAAAACUUAAACGUGUGGCAUUUCGUACCAUGUGGCUCUCUGCUGAAGAUUACCCAUUGUUGCUAGGGUCGGCUGACCUUGGAGUUUGUCUGCAUACUUCAUCAUCAGGAUUAGACCUUCCCAUGAAGGUUGUCGAUAUGUUUGGCUGCGGACUGCCUGUUUGUGCUGUUUCGUACUCUUGUAUUAAAGAAUUGGUUAGAGUUGACAAAAAUGGUAUUCUCUUCUCUUCAUCUUCAGAGCUGGCUGAUGAACUUGUGAUGCUUUUCAAGGGAUUUCCUGAUGAAUGUGAUGCUCUGAAGAUUCUCAAAAAUGGUGCACUAGAAACCAGUUCUUCGACAAGGUGGGCUACAGAAUGGGAAGAACAUGCAAAGCCACUAAUAAACAAGGUUAUAUCAAGAUUUUGAUUUUCUUUUGAUUAUCGGAAGAUGUCUAUAACAGCUCUAACAACAAAUGAGAUUGAUCUCUUGGCUGGAUCCAGCAGAAGGUCAACUGGCACCAUAUGCUGAUUGUGUCCGGCAUGAUGAUGUUUGGCAAUGUGAGCAGUUGGAGUUAUCUUCUGUAAAAUAGGUACACCUUGUAGAAUAUGAAGGUUUAAAGAGAUCCUGUUCCUAAAUGAUGGCUUUGUCUGAUAUAGGGUUCAUUUUUGUCCGACUAUUGCCCGAAAGUGUGGUCAACAUUGCAGCAAAAGUGAGAGUAUAAUUCUAAAUCACCAGAGAUUUGAUUGUGUUUUUAUUUUUUUUUCUUCUCUGGUGAACUGAGGCCUAUUUUGAUUAGGUACUUGUUUUCACCAAUGGGUUAUGCACUUUUUGAUAUAUGGCCUUUUCAAGAUUUAUAUGAAGCUCUGAUUGGAUGUGGAA
Messenger RNA from Arachis stenosperma, 2914 nucleotides. Its product is annotated as UDP-glycosyltransferase TURAN. The coding region runs from base 1136 to 2461 and encodes 441 amino acids. Gene Ontology annotation, cellular component: endoplasmic reticulum. Gene Ontology annotation, molecular function: mannosyltransferase activity. The record is from RefSeq and is a predicted model, not a curated record. The transcript has 18 exons. NCBI's taxonomy places the organism in Eukaryota, Viridiplantae, Streptophyta, Magnoliopsida, Fabales, Fabaceae.